Peronospora matthiolae is the source of this 2454-nucleotide messenger RNA. NCBI's taxonomy places the organism in Eukaryota, Oomycota, Peronosporomycetes, Peronosporales, Peronosporaceae. The record is from the annotation of a GenBank genome assembly.
AUGGUAGCGGUUCAGGGCGGGCAGGACGAUUCCCCUGCCUCUCCUGGCGUCACAAGACCAAUCGUUACCCAGACGGCAGGUGGAGAUAUCGUAGUUGACACCAUCAUGGCAGACGACCAGCAGGCGGUUCCCGUAUCGAGCCACGGGCCAGACACGGUCGGAGCCUCGGUCGAUCACGGUUUAAACUCGUCAACGCCUGGCGGCGGCGACGGAGCGUCGACGCGUCAGACAGUGGUAUCACAACCCCGAUUACCUGAGGGGGUAAAGACGACUUCAUCCACGCCGGCCGUGGAGCACGUACCUCCUCAGGAGCUUUUUGAGGCUCUAAUUGAGUCGAUGAAAGCCUCACCAGGCCCAACCAACGUUGAUGUCUGGCGUCUGUCCAUCCAGGACCUAUUUACAGCGAAAUAUGCUCGGAUACCGGUAAGCGUCGACGCGUUACCGGCCGGACGCACAAGGUUUCCCAAGCUUAAGGGACCUGAGGCGAAGAGCUUGCUAGAUCUUUUUCGACGCUGUUAUGUGUCAGCUUCUGUAAGUUUCGCCGACUGGAAACGACUGGCUCAUCAGAUCAGCAAAGAACUCCUCCUGACGAAGUGGGCAUUCAAGGAGAUCAUAAGAAAAUUGGUCAGUCAACAAAAGUGGGCCACUGCUCCUGUCCCCAAUCAAUGGGCAGAAGUCGUGCGGGCGGGUAAUACGGCUCGCCAAAUGGACGGGGAGAACAAAGGGAGCAUAACCUAUGAAGAUUUUAUGUUUGACCCGGCCAAAUUCUCGUUGGAAGACUCGAUUACACUAAAGGCCAUCUGUGUGGCCCGGCUAGGUAACACGGGCUUCCAACGGCUAGGUGAGGGGUCUGAUGACGAAUGGCGCAUUAUUGUGGGUAUUGCCGAAGGGCAUAUAGUCUGUCGCCGGAUGCCAGACUUUCUACGAUCGGUUCUGGACAGCAAGGAACGUCUUCGGCUGUACAGUACCGUUCAGGCGCAGGUGGAGGGUCAAUUAGUUCUCCAUAUCAGCGGUGGGCGUGACAUUCCUCUAAGUCGUCAGACAACGAAGGCCAUCACGGAGAAGAUUCUGGAAUCAGCCGAGCUGUUGAGGGUCAGUUUGCCCGAUCUCCAUCGCCUGCUGGGAUCAACGAAAACGAUCAGUUACAAUCGAUCAACCCGGUCGAUUCUCUUUUUAUUUUUUUCGCGAAACAAGGCAAAGAAGCUCCAGGACGUUCAAGUGCCUUUUCAAGGUCGAGUUUAUACGCUGGAGAACGCCCAUCAGCCGGUAAGGGGAUCGUUAUGGCUGAACCAGCGGGGUCCAGAUGGUCGGUCGGGGUACCCAAGAUCGGCUUAUACGAUUAUCCUCUAUAAUCUUACCAGAUUCGACGACAUUGGACGCAUAGCAGCUUACUUGCGCUCGAAGAUUCAAACGGAAUUUGAGCUGGAGGACAUGGACACAUGCACACCAAAUUCAAGAACAUCAACAGCGUGGAAGGUAACCUUUCAUCUAGCGGGCUGCCCGAAAUUCCUUCAGGGUAUAGUACGAUUACUUUGGUUUGGAACACCAAUUAUCAUCAGGCAUCCAGAUGUGGGCCGUCGCCUCCAAUGUCUGCAGUGUGGAACUUUGGGACACCCGGCGGGCAGAUGUCAAUUCACAGAAGCGCAAUUACGCGGGCCGGGUGGCGUAGAAGUUAUCGAAGCAGAUCUUCAAGCUGUUGAAGACCUCGCCAAGCCUUUUAGCAGUCCAGACGAAAUGAGGCAGAUGGCAAUGAGACGUCUACAAGUCCAACAAUCGGAGGAUGCGGCAGCGCAGGCUGCAGUGACGCCGGUGGCAUUGACAGUUGCCCCCAGUCCGUCGCCAGUGACAGAACCCCCUAGAACUGGCAUACCUCUCCAACAGGUAUAUACUCCACCAGGCACGCACGAGGGGCCACCACCACCACCACCGGCCCCAAAAUGCCGACCAGCGCAACCAUGGCUGACCCGGCCUAUACGGGGAGGGAGGAGGAUAUGGUCACCCCUACAGGCCUCGAAAGGCGAUCUCAAGGUUAGCAGCGGUAGUUAUCACGUGCUCCAAGAGGACGAGCUGGAUGAGACCGAAACGUCCUCGAAUUCUGUUGAUAGAGAUACCCAUGAUCUGCCAAGGCAAGCAUCAAGUAAGAUGACGGAUCGGGAUGCGUCUUCCAAGAAGGGACCACCCACGUUGACACCUGAGGAUCUAGCACGACAAACAGCAGCCGCCAGGAGAGGACAGGUGUCUGUUGUUGCGGGCCCAACGCUUUUGGCCAAUAAACGCCGGGAGCGUUCAACAUGUGAGCAGCUAAUUAAACAGUUGUCACCGGGGACAAGUCACGCGAUCCCCAUGGAACCAAUGCCUCAUGCUGAACCCAUGCAUGUGACAGAAUUGGUACAGAUUUUGGGGCUCCGUGAAGUCGCCACACCGGCCACGGGCAAUUUUUUUGUUUGGCGAUAG